This is a messenger RNA of Oldenlandia corymbosa var. corymbosa, 438 nucleotides long. The record is from the annotation of a GenBank genome assembly. Lineage: Eukaryota; Viridiplantae; Streptophyta; Magnoliopsida; Gentianales; Rubiaceae.
AUGUUCGGGUAUCAAGUAGUCAGGUUGGACGAAAAAACAUUGUUACGCACACUUGGCAAUUCAAAUUUCAUUGUGCUGUAUGGGGCCGUUGUUUAUGAUUUGGGGUGGAAGCCAAAGGUAUCUGUGAUGUCAGAUCGAUUCAAGAUUGAUCCUUGUGAGGUUAAAUCAAGAAUAAAAGAGACGUUGGAAGGAGACGAUUUUACUUCUUAUGAUGAGGUUCACAAAACAUUUGACGCUAUGGGUCUGCAGGAGAACCUUGUCAAAGGAAUCAUGAAUCCCUUUGCAAUCCAGCAAAGAGGUGUUGUUCCCUUCUGCAGGGGCCUUGAUGUGAUCCAACUAGCUCAAUCUGGAACAGGGAAGACUGCUGCUUUUUGUUUAGGAAUUUUGCAGCGGCUUGAUUAUGCCUUGAUUCAAUGCCAAGCUUGCAGAAUGGAUUGA